ACGCGUGCGCGCUCGCAGAAAGCCGCGUCAUCGGCAAUCCGAAAAUGAGUUGUUGUUGCAAAGUCGGUCGCUUUAUUACUGUGACAGUCAUGUCAUGCCUUGUAGUUUGUUAAUGUCUGUUUCUAAGUUUGUGCCUGAGUCUAUAGAGUCGAACAACUGUAGCCGGUAAACCUUGCAAGACGAUCACGGGGAGGUGCUGGGCAGGUAACCGAUCACCGGAGGCUUUGAAGAUUGUGCAGUGUUACUGUUACAACUGAGGAUGGCUGGCGGGAUAACAGAAACUGGAGAACUGUACUCUCCCUAUGUAGGCCUGGUGUACAUGUUCAAUCUGAUCGUUGGGACAGGUGCGCUGACGAUGCCGAAAGCCUUUGCCACCGCUGGCUGGGUGGUCAGCCUUAUUCUCAUCACAUUUCUGGGGUUCAUGAGUUAUGUAACAACAACAUUUGUGAUUGAAGCCAUGGCCGCUGCGAAUGCACAUUUGCGCUGGAAGAGGAGACAGCAGCAGAAGUUAGAUGACAGUGAUUCCCCGUUGGAUGAUUCCGAUGAUGAAGUGAUGAUCAGGGAUAGAUUUGAUCGAUCAGAGACCCACCCCAUCCUCUCCGUCCAGCGAGGUAGCUCUGAUGAUCACUUUGACAUUGUGGAACGGGUUGAGAUGGGUCAGAUGGCCUCCAUGUUCUUUAACAAAGUGGGUGUCAACAUGUUUUACAUCUGCAUUAUUGUCUACCUCUAUGGAGACCUGGCGAUCUACGCAGCUGCUGUACCCGUUUCACUGAUGGAGGUGGCAUGUGGCAACCAUUCCUGUAGUGCUGGGAAUAAUAUCAACUACAAUGACACAGAUCAAUGCUGGGGACCAGUCAAGCGCAAGGACGCCUACAGGAUAUUUCUGAGUGUGUUUACCCUUCUCCUGGGUCCUUUCACCUUCUUCAAUGCUCAGAAAACAAAGUAUCUACAGAUCAUAACAUCACUCAUGAGGUGGAUAGCUUUCACCAUCAUGAUCAUCCUGGCGCUGCUGCGCAUCGGGAAGGGGCAGGGCGAGGGGCACCCCCCGGCUGCCAAGAUGAUGGGGAUCCCCAAUUUGUUUGGCGUGUGCGUCUACUCUUUCAUGUGCCAGCACUCCCUGCCCUCGCUCAUCACGCCCAUCUCCAACAAGAAGAAGGUCAGUGUGCUGCUCCUGCUCGACUACGUCCUCAUUCUGGCCUUCUACAGCUUGCUCUCCUUCACCGCCAUUUUCUGCUUCAACAACUCCUUCCUGAAGGACAUGUACACCCUCAACUUCACCGACAACUGUGAUGUCAUCGAUGUGGCUUUUCUGCGCUACUUCCUGGGGCUCUUCCCCGUCUUCACCAUCAGCACCAACUUCCCUAUCAUCGCAGUUACGCUGUGCAACAACUGGAAGACCCUAUUCCACCGUGAGGGCGGAACCUACCCCUGGGUGGUGGACCGUGUGGUGUUUCCUCUCAUCACCCUCGUCCCCCCCAUCAUCGUGGCCUUCUGCACCCAUGACCUGGAGACUCUGGUGGGGGUCACAGGCGCGUACGCUGGCACGGGGAUCCAGUACAUUAUCCCCGCUUGCCUGGUCGUCUUCAGCCGCAAGGACCUGGGCCUGAUCUUCGGGGACAGGGUCCUCAACAAGCAUCGCUCUCCCUUCCACCACACCUUCUGGGUCUGGUUCAUUCUACUCUGGUCCGUCUCCUGCUUGAUGUUUGUCACCGCGAACAUCAUCCUGACUGAAACUAAGCACUGAACCCGUGGGUUCCAUCUGACGGACUUCUGCAAAACUCAACAGAAGCCUUAAUGAAUGGUCUUUACAAACAAAAGAUAUUCUACAGACUUACAUUUUGAAGCCAGUAUGGUAAUAUUAAUAGCAGGGACCACAAAUCCAGUCUAGUCUAGAGUACUAGUUUGUUAAAGGUUAAUUGUUAAGGGAAUUUGUACUGGUAAUGAUGCUGCAAUUGGCCAGAUUAGUGGCUCACCAAAGCAUUGCGCUCACUUAACUGGUCUUUCUACAGCUUUGCACUAUCCUCUCUUAAAGACUUUUAUAUAAUCUCUGUGUCAAUAUUCUGUCCUGUAUUGAACUUCACCUAUAAGGCUAAUAAUCCUGGGAGCAUGCUAAUGUAUCUUAAAUGUUUUCCAUUUGAAAAGCAGGUUUGGCAAGACAAGGACCUGCAUCUCUAAUCAAAUUGCUGAUUUUCUUCCAGCUCAAGGUAUGAAGCGUGCACAUCUAGUCAUGUAUAGAUAUCAAAAUUAUAGUUUUGAAAGAACUCUGUUUCAGCAAAAAAAAUUGUUCCAAUAAAACAUGGAAAUAUAUUGUAAUGGUCCAAUCAUGAUUUUUGUAUUGUGCAGUUUCGGUGCAUGCUUGAAAACCUAAACAAGUGUUUUGUGAAGCUAUAAUGGGGUUAAAUUGAAAUCAGUUAACCAGUAUGUAAAGGAAAAUGAGGCUUUAGUUGAAACCAUAAAAGAAAAGACUGAAAUUGUAUGCAAGCACUUCACAGUUGUAAUUCCCGCAAGAAGUUAGUGUACAGUGUGCAUGUAUAGGAUCUGUUUCCAGGAGUUCUGUUUGCAAUGAGACCUGAGUUUUCUUUCUUCAACGCCACUAGACAAACAUCUGCACUUCUACACAGUUAGACUUUUUAUAAUUCUGAUUCUGCAUGAUAGAUGUGUGUUAUAUGAGUGCUAAAAAACGGAAUUCAGCAAUUUUUAUCAAUUAUUAUAAAGAACCUAAAUAAAGCCCUGGACCAAAUCAAAAGUAAAAAAUGAAAAAUGGAAGCCCUACUCAUAAUGAACAACAGUGAACUUGUACUUUGAAUGAAAAUGUUUGGCUUCAAAGUGUAAAUGUGCCUUUCCUGGAAAAUUCCUCUUUUCCCAUAAAGUGACGCUUUGCUGCAGCU
Polyodon spathula (Mississippi paddlefish) is the source of this 2888-nucleotide messenger RNA. It is a transcript of the gene slc38a12, whose product is annotated as transmembrane protein 104. The transcript has 10 exons. Lineage: Eukaryota; Metazoa; Chordata; Actinopteri; Acipenseriformes; Polyodontidae. The coding region runs from base 260 to 1744 and encodes 494 amino acids. The record is from RefSeq and is a predicted model, not a curated record.